Molecule: messenger RNA, 441 nt
Organism: Botrytis fragariae
Lineage: Eukaryota; Fungi; Ascomycota; Leotiomycetes; Helotiales; Sclerotiniaceae
Exons: 3
Coding region: 1-441 (146 amino acids)
Source: RefSeq, a predicted model, not a curated record
AUGUACUCAGCCUCGUCCAAGGAGUUCGAAAUAAAGAUUCAAAAUCAAGGGGAAAUUGUCAAACUGGACCUGUGGGUAGCCGCGUGUUUGAAUAGAAUCAAGCGUUAUUUGAGAUGUGGUGUAUCUAGUAAUCGAAGAAGCGGUAAAUCAUCAACAUUGCUCCCGGCGACCGACAGGAGGAUUUUCGAGACCUUUGGCAUCCUUCUUGACGGACCAGCCUUUCCAAUAGUGAGAAGUUUAAGAUUUACUUAUGGGAGUCUCCAAAAAGAAGUUUCGCGGAAACACGAUGUUAUUCAAGAUGCUUGGGAAUUGGUGGCGAAUGAGCAACUACCUAGUAUGUAUAUCUGUAAUUUCACGAGUGCAAUAUCAACAUCUUCAUUCGAACACAAGGACUCCAUCUUAUCAUCUUAUAUGUACACACCAUCUGUUUGGGAUCAUUAA